Suillus bovinus is the source of this 899-nucleotide messenger RNA. Its product is annotated as kinase-like domain-containing protein. The transcript is spliced from 3 exons. The annotation marks the transcript as partial. NCBI's taxonomy places the organism in Eukaryota, Fungi, Basidiomycota, Agaricomycetes, Boletales, Suillaceae. Gene Ontology annotation, biological process: protein phosphorylation; intracellular signal transduction. Gene Ontology annotation, molecular function: ATP binding; protein serine/threonine kinase activity. The record is from RefSeq and is a predicted model, not a curated record.
AAAUCCUGUAUACAUGAUGAGUCAUCCGAAUGACUUCCGAAUGAGACCAGGCUCAUACUGUUUUCCCCUAAACUCAUCCAGCCUGAUACCAACUUAUCAACCAAGUACUGUUACCCCUCAAACCCAACUCGUCUCGUUUGAAACUGCUUCCUUCUGAAACGACUUGAUCAGCAAUUAUGAACUAUCAAAAGGAACUUGAAGCGCUCCCAAUCCCAGACUUAUCGGGUCAGUCAGUAGGCGACCGUCGUUUCAAGUUGGUCGAGUUGAUUGGCUUUGGUGCCUCCGGAAAUGUUUAUCGCGCUCUCGAUACUCAGUCAAACCCAUGUGAUCCUGCAUACUAUGCCAUCAAGUGCUUGCCACACAUGGAACUCUCCCCAGAUGGUCUCGUAUGGAGGAAACGGGAGAUCACAUGCCACUGGUUGGCAUCCAGGUCCUCAUCACCACAGAUAUGCAAACUUCACCAAAUUAUCGAGGAAGGACUAUACAUCUAUUUCGUACUCGAUUACUGCCCUGGUGGUGACCUCUUUACGGCCAUCCAGUUGCGAACGUACGAGGGCAAUGUCUCGCUCAUUAAGAAAGUAUUCAUCGAGCUUCUCGAUGGCGUACAUGCCUGUCACUCCGCUGGCGUAUAUCACCGCGAUUUGAAACCAGAGAACGUUCUCUGUGUCGAGCCCGGAUUGGGCAUACGUAUUGCAGAUUUUGGUCUGUCGACCACAAAGCUUGUCAGUCGGGAAUUCAACGUAGGCAGUUGGGAUUACUUCAGUCCUGAAUGUAAUUUCGAGACAGGGAGCCCACAUUACUCGCCGCUUUACUCGGACAUCUGGUCGUUGGGUGUUAUCCUUGUAAACAUGGUCUUAGGUCGUGCUCCUUGGGGAAGCGCAACGCCUUCGGAUCAAAAC